AUGGUUUCUGAUGCAAGCAAGAAGAAGGCGGCUCAAAAGAAGGCUGCAGCUGCCGUUAAGAUAGGAGGCAAGGCCACUGCUGUUGCCGCGUCGAAGAAGGCGGAGGCAAUUGGUAAGGUGAAUCGGAGUUCGAGUUCCGAUAACUUGGCUAAUGGAAUGGGGGCUCUUGCGAUUUCUGAUCGGACGUGUACUGGCGUUCUUUGUUCCCAUCCUUUGACUAGAGAUAUUCGGAUAGAGUCUCUAUCACUUACUUUUCAUGGGCAUGAUCUUAUUGUUGAUUCAGAGCUAGAGCUCAACUAUGGGAGAUUUGGAAGCAUGUGUUUGGCUAGAGGAAACCCUGAAGAAGUUCGAGCGCACUUGUUGUGA
Molecule: messenger RNA, 366 nt
Organism: Cynara cardunculus var. scolymus (artichoke)
Lineage: Eukaryota; Viridiplantae; Streptophyta; Magnoliopsida; Asterales; Asteraceae
Product: ABC transporter F family member 1-like
Exons: 3
Coding region: 1-366 (121 amino acids)
Source: RefSeq, a predicted model, not a curated record